Messenger RNA from Callorhinus ursinus (northern fur seal), 1998 nucleotides. Lineage: Eukaryota; Metazoa; Chordata; Mammalia; Carnivora; Otariidae. The record is from RefSeq and is a predicted model, not a curated record.
GGCUUUACCCAACCCUGGUGAUCUCUGGUCCCCAGCCAGCCUGGGCUGAAGGUGGGAUAGUCAGGAGCGCCAGACUCCUGGACAGAGUGGGGUCAGUUUUCCCCUUAGUCACUGUCCUCUCCCCUCCCUAAUGGCUUCCCGUCGAACUGGCUGGGGGUGAUUCGGGGGUGACUCAGGGGCAUCCUCCACACCCCUGGAUUCUCUGGAAAUGGCUCGGGGUGGCGUGUUGUAUACCCCAGCCACAAGCACCCAUGGGAGGAGGGAAAGGUUGUAGCCAACCCGGGGGUGGUGGGAGGCUUGUUUCCCGCAGUGUGGCCAAGGGGAGCAGGGGUGCUGGGGUCUGGGAAGGGUGUAGGGGUGGGAGAGCCAGAGCUGCCAGAAGCCUCUCCUCCUGCCUCUCCCCCAUCCCCAGCUGAGCCCUGCAGCCUGGCCCCAGGCCAGGAGCAGGCUCAGCAGGUCCCAGGGGUGUGGUGGCAACCAGUGGCAGAGCCAGCCUACACCAGCCAGGCUGUCGGCAGAGGCCACACAGUCCCUCAGGAACGUCAGGGCUCACGCAGCGGGAGCCCCGGAGAGGCAGUGUGGCCAUGAGCCCUGUGCUGUACUAUGCCCUGCCCGCCCUGGGCAGCUAUGUCAUGCUCUCCGUCUUCUUCCUGCGCCGGCCUCGCCUGCUGCACACGCCCUGGGCACCAGCCUUCCUGCCGCGCCUGGGAGCCCACCGGGCAGGGUCCGGGGAGCGGCUGGAGCACACCAUGGAGGCCAUGGAGAACUCCGUGGCCCAGCGAUCCGACUUUCUGGAGCUUGACUGCCGGCUGACCCGGGAUGGUGUGGUGGUGGUGUCACACGACGAGAACCUGUUUCGCCUGUCAGGCGUGAACAGGGACGUGAGCAGCCUGGACUUUGAGGAGCUGCCCCUCUGCAAAGAGGAGCUGGAGGUUUACUUCUCACCAGGCCACUUUGCACACGGGACAGACCGGCGCAUGGUGAGCCUGGAGGACGUGUUCCGGAGGUUCCCUCGGAUGCCCGUGAGUGUGGAGGUCAAAUCAGUAAACGAAGAGCUCAUUAACAAGGUAGCGGGCCUGGUGAGGCACUUUGACCGCAAUGAAAUCACCAUCUGGGCCUCAGAAAAGAGCUCAAUCAUGAAGAAGUGCAGGGCUGCCGUGAGUCCGGGUGCCUUCUCUGUUCAGCGGCCCCUCCUCCCAGGAGCUGGAGGCUCUACGGGCCGAGGCUGGACAGGUCUGGGGGGUUGUGGAGGACCUGGCCCCAAGCAGGGUCUCAAAGGGGAGGAUUUGGAGAGGAGAGGUGCUGGGGACAGUGUGAGCAAAGGCGUGCUGGUGGGAACCGGGGACAGUGUGAGCAAAGGCGUGCUGGUGGGAACUGGGCGGGGGGGAGGGGGUGCAGUUAGGCCUAAACACUGGGCCAAGAUCACAGCUUUGAUCCUGCAGGUGGUGGCGUUUCCUCUAUGUCCUGCACUAUUCCCCCUGCAACCUGAGGCUCCUCUCUGCUUUUCCAGAAGCAGACUGACCCCCUUCUCACUUCCCCUUGCCUCCCAGAACUCCGAGAUGCCGUUCGCCUUCACGAUAAGCCGAGGAUUGUGGUUGGUGCUGCUCUUUUACCUGGGGCUGCUGCCCUUCGUCCACAUCCCCGAGAGGUUUUUCAUCUGCUUCCUGCCCACCACCAUCAAUAGGACCUACUUCCCAUUUUCCUGCUCUGGGCUGAACAAGCUGGCAGCUGUGGUUUCCAAAUGGUUAAUCAUGAGGAAGAGUCUGAUCCGACACCUGGAACAGCGAGGAGUGCAGGUGAUCUUUUGGUGCCUCAACGAAGAGUCGGAUUUUGAAGCAGCCUACGGCCUGGGGGCCACCGGCGUCAUAACUGAUUACCCUACAGCACUGAGGCGCUACCUGGACACCCGCGGAGGAGCUGCCCAGGUCUCCUAAAAGCCCGGAGGCCCUCACCCUCUCCUCUAUGUCUCUUCCCCAAUAAAUAUCUUCUUUUGAGUCA